Capsella rubella is the source of this 1337-nucleotide messenger RNA. Its product is annotated as LOB domain-containing protein 41. The record is from RefSeq and is a predicted model, not a curated record. The transcript is spliced from 2 exons. NCBI's taxonomy places the organism in Eukaryota, Viridiplantae, Streptophyta, Magnoliopsida, Brassicales, Brassicaceae. The coding region runs from base 334 to 1128 and encodes 264 amino acids. Gene Ontology annotation, biological process: regulation of gene expression.
AAAAAAAAAAAAAACAGCGGCGGUUCUGGGAAAGACAAAUACAACCCUGUCUUCUUUAUCUUAGUUUUCUCUCUUCUUCCUUCCCUCCCUCCCUUGGUUUUAUAAUCUCUCCGCUUCCCCCAAAAACCCAGGGGCUUCUUCUUAUUACGCACACACGAUCCCACCUUAAAAGCUAAUCUUCUUUCUUUUAUAAUUAACGAAUCUCCCACACCAACUCCCAUAAUAUCUCCUAAAUACCUUCAAGAAACACACAGACAAAUAUAUCGGUUUUGGGUUUGUGUAUUGCUCGAUCAGUUCUUGUUAUUGUUUACUGUUAGCAAAUCUAAAUCAAAGAUGCGGAUGAGCUGUAAUGGAUGCAGAGUUCUCCGGAAAGGGUGUAGUGAGGAUUGUAGUAUAAGACCCUGUUUGGCUUGGAUCAAGUCUCCUGAAGCCCAAGCUAACGCAACCGUGUUUCUCGCCAAGUUCUAUGGCCGUGCUGGACUCAUGAACCUCAUCAACGCCGGUCCCGAUCACCUUCGUCCUGGGAUUUUCCGAUCGUUGUUGCAUGAAGCUUGUGGGAGGAUCGUGAAUCCGAUCUAUGGUUCAGUGGGUUUGUUAUGGUCUGGAAAUUGGCAGCUUUGUCAAGACGCCGUUGAGGCUGUGAUGAAAGGAGAGCCGAUCACAGAGAUCGCCACAGACGCGGCGACGAUCGGCCAAGGUCCGCCACUUAAGAUCUACGACAUCAGACAUAACUCCAAAGAUGACAACUCCGCUGCCGCUACUGGGUCAACCGAUCUGAAACGGGCGAAAACUCGCCGGGCUAAGCGGGUCGCCGCCCUUGAGAAACAAGCGGAAUCUGAGGGAAAGUCCGGCGGCGGUGAGGCUAGUCACGAGUCCUCGUUGAGUCACCAGUCUGAAAUAGUGGCUGCUCAUGAAGGAGAGAGCAAGGAAUCGGAGAGCAAUGCCUCUGAGGUUUUGGCGUUAUCGCCGCCGACUGUUCAGGGCUCCGGCGAGAUUAAGCUCGACUUAACUCUAGGGCUGGAGCCGGUGUCACAUGCGUAUGACGUGGUACCUGUGAAGAAGAGAAGGAUCGGCGUGUUUGGCACGUGUCAGAAGGAGAGCACGUGUAAGACUGAGCUUAUGCUCUAAUCAGAAGCUUCGUUUUAGCUCACCAUAGAAGUUUUGCCCGCAAUCAGCUCAAUUCGGUUCGGCUCUGAUCAUCGUCAAGCCGAGCCGGUAACUUUUUUUAUAUAAUUUCACUUUCUUUAUUUGUGACCAAAGAAAAAGAAUAGCCGGUAACUUACCAUGUACAAACUUAUUUACAGAGAGUAAUUCAAGAAUUGGCUGAGAUAUUAUUA